GGCGGAGCGCGGCGCCUGCCGCUGCCUGGAUGCCAGAGGCGCCUCGGGAGCCGGCGGCCGGCGGCACCCGGGAGGGCCCGGGGGAGGAGGAGGCGGCGGCGGCGGAGGAGGAGGAGGACUCCGGGAGCGGAGGCGAGGAAGCAGGCAGCGCUGGCCAUGGCCUCCAACUUUAACGAUAUAGUCAAGCAGGGCUACGUGAAAAUCCGCAGCAGGAAGCUGGGGAUUUUCAGGCGUUGUUGGUUGGUUUUCAAGAAGGCUUCCAGUAAAGGACCCAGGAGGCUAGAAAAAUUUCCAGAUGAGAAGGCAGCAUAUUUCAGGAACUUUCACAAGGUAACAGAGCUGCACAAUAUCAAAAACAUAACUAGAUUGCCUCGAGAGACAAAGAAGCAUGCAGUGGCAAUUAUCUUUCAUGAUGAGACGUCAAAGACAUUUGCGUGUGAGUCAGAACUAGAGGCAGAGGAAUGGUGCAAACAUCUUUGCAUGGAGUGUCUAGGAACCAGGCUCAAUGAUAUAAGUCUCGGGGAACCAGAUUUGCUUGCUGCUGGAGUCCAGAGAGAACAAAAUGAACGAUUCAAUGUAUAUCUUAUGCCUACACCAAAUUUAGAUAUCUAUGGGGAAUGUACAAUGCAGAUCACACAUGAAAACAUCUAUCUCUGGGACAUCCACAAUGCCAAGGUCAAGCUGGUCAUGUGGCCUCUGAGCUCUUUGAGGAGAUACGGACGUGACUCAACAUGGUUCACAUUUGAGUCUGGAAGGAUGUGUGACACAGGAGAAGGGCUGUUCACCUUUCAGACACGAGAAGGAGAAAUGAUAUAUCAGAAAGUCCAUUCUGCAACACUGGCAAUAGCAGAGCAACAUGAAAGAUUAAUGAUGGAGAUGGAGCAGAAGGCACGGCUCCAGACCAGUCUGUCUGAACCAAUGACAUUAUCCAAGUCGAUCUCACUUCCUCGUAGUGCAUACUGGCAUCACAUCACCCGGCAGAACAGCGUUGGAGAAAUCUACAGUUUACAAGGUCACAGCCUCGGCUCAGCGAAGGUGUCCCGGGCGCAGACAUUUCCCAGCUACCCCUCGGAGCAGGGCGAGGAGCACCAGCAGUCCCUCUCCCUGGCCAGCAGCUACGCCUUCAGCUACGGCUCAGGCCUGGUGCAAUGACAGCCGGGGGCGGCCGGCCGAGAGAGACAUUCGAGCCUGGAGCCUGUCGCCAGGGCCGGGGAGCCACCGGCCCCCUCCGCACCCACCAUUUUCCGUGAAAACUGAUGCCUACCAGCUCCAGACGGGUCACCGCCAAGGCGGAAACCUGAAAAGGCGGCUUCCCCAAAGCAGAGGCUAAGUCUUUAUUUAUUUAUUUUGCCGUUCCUUUUGUUGAUAUGUUCAGAAAGGAGGGGGCGGGUGGGGGGUGGAGGGGGACGCGUUCGUGUUGUGAGAAAGUGAUGGAAACAAACAAAACUGUGUUGGUGUGAAGGUUUCUGCAUGACCGGAGAAGGCCCGUUCUGGGGCUCCGUCGCAAUGGCGCAUUCGACAUCGGGGCCUUCCUACCCGCCUCCACCAGCAGGCCCGCCCGUCUUCACCUGUAACAUUUUUAGGUCCUUGCCACAGCCCACUGAUUCCUGCUGGAGUCGCUGAAAUGUCGCCAAUUCGAGACGCAGCAUCAGCACCUUCAGAUCCAAGCGAGUUUGUUCAUUACCCUACAGGGUGGUCGGGUGUUUUUUGAGCCAGACACCAACAGAAACUGGAGUAGCAGGCUAAUACAGUUUGUUGGGAAUAGAGUUUGAUACAUUAAGGUAAAGUUAUUGCCUGGUACGGAUCUAAUCUUAAAUUCCGGGGGCAGAAAUUCAUCCCUUACUAAUACAUACAUAAUUCUCACGACACCCCUGAGACCUGUGAACGUCCAUAUCAGCAGCACAGUUUCAUCCUCAGAACUGCCGCGAAGUCUUCUUAUUUGCAAAUUAUUUAGGGAACCAUGCCUGCAAGCCUAACUUUAAAAAGUGGGAAAACUGUUAUUCAGACAAAUAAAAGUGGGCUGCAUCCCCGGCUGGCCACCGCCUGUGCCACGGCUGGGCCAGAUACGGUAGAGCUGAGCUCUGGUCUUGUCUUUCUGGUCAGCGUUACUUUGAUUUUCUUUGUUUCGUUCUCAGAUUUCUGUUUUAGAUGCACAUUGUAUCUUGUAUGAUCAUGUGUCAAGCAUCGGUUUACUUUGAAAAGGACGAUGAGUACCUCUCAAUGGAAAUUUUCUGUCUUUGGAAGACAUCUUUAAAAAAUGAACUGUAGUAGGUGUGUUUGUAAUCAAUAACGAGGGAAUAAGUUGGAAGGCAUACCUGUAGGUGGAGAACAAGUUUUAUCUAUCCUGAACAUUUAGAUUUUUGUAAGUGGUAUCAAAUAUUUAUGUACUUCUUGCAAUGCCCUGAAAUGUUUGAAAUUGUGGGGAGACAAAUCUGCCCUCUUGCUAUGAUCUGAGCAUCCUUGUGUUCUGUUUCCAGUGUGAAAUGAUUGCCAUGAUUACUAGAGGGAUUUGUCUCAGUAGUUGUUUCUCAGGACAGGUUGAGGAAGCGUAUCAAGGAGGAGACACAUAGACUCUUUUCCAAUGAAACAAUCAGUUUUAUGUACCAUAAUUUAACUGAGAAAGUGCUGUUGGGUUGUUUUAUAUAUGCACAUAUAUAUAUGUAUUAAAAAGUAUGGAAGAAACUUCUGCUUUUGAUUAAACAUUUACCAAUACAGUAUGUCCAGCUUUUCUCCAACCAUUUUCCAGGCUAAGAGACUUACAGACUAAGCAGACUUACAGCUUUCCACACUUCAGUGAACAGCUGCUGAACAACAAAGCUUUGUGAUCCACUUGAAUGAAACACUUCUACCCCACCACAACCAGCUUUAUUUAUUUUUCCUCUUUUUCCCUGUCUCAUUCACUACCUCUUUUCCUUCUCACAGUGCUGCCAUACUCAGGAAUAGAACGGCUCCCUACAGAGAGUAUUUUAAUGAGCUAAGAUGAAAAACUGCUGUCCCACGCUGUCAGGGAGCUGUACCUAUGGUGCUCUCUGAGCUGUGCCCAUCAAGGAAGCUUCAUUCACACUUUCAUUUAAGAAAAAAAUUUGUUUGACAUUUUGCUUUGGGAAAAUUUCCAGUUGGCAAAUGUUACAUGAAAAAUGCGAUACAAAAAGGAUAGAUACUGUGCUGCUGUAAUUCCAUUAUUCAAUACAGCUUUGCCAAAUAUAUGCCUUUUGAGGAACUGGCCAGUUAUUUUUAUUCCUAUGCAACUGCAAUUCUUUCACUUGCCCUAAAAUUAUAUCUUUUCUUUAAAAUUUCUUAGAUUAAAUUUCCAAUAUGAUCUGGAGAUUUCUGUGCUGUGUCCAUGUAACUAUUUUCUUCUGUGACUUGAAUACCAGUCAUUUAAUACUUCUAUAUUCUACACAGUACAAAAGCGGGGAAAGAGUAAAACAGGAGAAUAUCAGAACUGCUUUAUAGUUCCAGUGCCCAUACACAUUAAGAACCUAUCUAAAACCUAAAGCUAGUGCUUUAGCUGUGUUUAGAUAAAAAGCGUAAGAGCUAUAUAGUGUGCUCUUUCUGUUUGCUGGGGAACACUUGCUGUCUGUCACAGAUGGUUUUGUCUUCCUAUGCAGUGCAUGAAUAUUUUCUAGUUAAUAAAAAUGUAGAUGCUAUUUCCAAACAAGACACACACAAAAAAAAAGGGGGGGGGGGGCGGGGAAGAUUGGCCAUGUAUAGGAGUUUAACUAAAUAUUUUGCUGUCAUUGUACAAGGCAACUAUCCUCUCAACUCAUACAUUUAUAAACAUCUGUGAAGUCCCAUCUUGCAGCAAUAGGUAGAAAACUGAACUCCAAGAGAAAGCUGGAGAAAGCAACCAACAAAAAGCAAACCUGACCUAUUGGGAACCUACUUCUUGUAGAAAGUAAAUGCAACCACACUGGAAGUUGAAAAUAAGGGUGCAACUUCACAGCGUACUGUAACACAAUCUAAGAAGACUGGGCAUCUGAAGCACAAAGGUAUUCAGCAGCCAGUGGAUGUUGCCAUUAGUGCCACUCCAGAACAGCAGAUGAUAUCACUAUAACAUUUGUGUGUUUACGUAGCUUCCAGAAAUGUUCCUCAGAAAAGCUCCAUGAGAACCAGGUAGGCACUGCGCCAACAGUUUGCCAGAAAACUCUGUUUUCACGGAAUAUCUUUAAUUCCUGGCAUAUGCCUGUCGAUAAUCUAAGUGAUUUCCCACUGAGACUACUUUGUACAGCUCCUAGUGCUUCCGCCAGAAGGAAAACUCUCUUUUGGCACACGUGGUAGAGCUGCUUGCCUAGAGACUACAAGGGCUUUUAAAUAGGCCCAGGGACCCAUUGGGUCCCUGUUCAAGUCUCGGCUUUCUUCAUGUGCAAGGCACACAGAUAAUACGUCUACUCCUGACCCAAGGGGAGCUCUCUGUUUUCAGCUAAUGAGCUGUGAAGAGAUGGAGGGCAACAAAAUGUCUUCAGUGGUAACCAGGUGCAACUGGUACAAAUGGAACUUAGCAUUAGUACAUUAUAAAAUAGAAAAAAUAACAUAAGGCUAUCGCUUUCAUUUUGGUUCUGAGAAUGUGUUAUGAAUACAUAACCGUAAUCUUGAUUUAAAUUUUUAAAAUAUGACCCUUGAUAACAAUAUAUACACCCCUAUGAGCAAAUAGCACACAGCAUAACUAAAUAUAGUUGCUAAUAUAUCUUAACUGUGAGUAUUAUAGAUUGAUGCAUGCUGGUACUUUUGACUUUGAAGUCACUUGGUGCAGAAAAGGAGAAAUUGAAGACCAGUAAUAAAUCAUCAAAUGGUGCUAAGAUACUAGAGUAGCCCCAUUUUUUUAAACAGCUACAUGUUAUUGAUAGUUUAAAUCAUCUCUGAGUAUACUCCUUUGAAACACUUUUGCCUGGCUACAUAAAGGAAAAAAAAAGAAUAUCUUGUAACAUGGAGUUUGCUGUCUUACUGAGUAAAUGUUUAGUCUUUAGUUUUCUGUGGUAGGCUCUGAUUCCAGCUCCUCACAUGUAACAUGUCCAUGCAAAAACCUGUUCUUGGAUUUUUUUUUUUUUUUUUCCCCCCUAAAGCUAGCAUGUCAAGCUUGGAAAUGUAUUGACAAACCAAAUAAGUUUGUUAGACAGCAACAAUAGGUGCUCUCUUUUGUUUUAACAAAAGUCUACCAUGACAUUUUGGGAAAAAUACUUCAUUUCAUGGCAUGUGAAUAGAAAUCCUGUUGGGAAGCAGCAAACACAUUUCUAAACAAGUCUUGUUCUAAGCUAAUAAGACUUUGCUGGAGGAGGGGUUGAAAUGGAAUAUCUGAGGUCAAAAUUCUUUUAAAGUGCUCUCUAUAGCAAUAAUUUAAGUACAACAUACAGCCUUCAGGCACCCAUUUAUUUAGGAGUUGCCAAGUGCAGGCAGUCUCUGAAGACCCUUACCUGUUCAUGGCAAAGAGAAAAAAAGAGCAUUAAUCAGAUCUCUGUAUUGCAUUUAUCAGAAAAGGAAUUAACUUCAUGCUUGUUCAGCUCUCCAGUCUAAUAGGCAAUACUAUGAGGAGUAGUGAUUUUUGAGAUAUUUGAUCUCUAGGAACUGACAAAAACCAUCAGCCUGUAGCAUACAAACCUCUACUCAGACUUAGCUCACCAGCCACAUUCACUAGUUUUCACCUGGUAACCUAGAAACUGCAGGGUGGUUUUCCAUGAGAAAAUAUGAGUCUCUCAAAUGGCUGUGCUUUUUAGCAUGAAAUAUAGAAUUAUUUACAUCUGUUUCUUCCUAAACAGGAAGGUGUUCCAAUUAAUCUCUUUUUUAGUGUUUAAUAUCAGUGUACUUUAUCUCUUUUUAUACCUGCGGCAAAGGAAUAAAUGUGGCUUUCAUCCACACACAGAAUAGAGUGGACUGUGGAGAAAGUGUGAAAAGCUGCUGUUUGAUUACAAGAACAAAUGAAACAGCACUGGAAAGUUUCAUUUUUCCGUACAUUGUCCAAACACUUGUGACUCUUUUCAAACCAACUUGUUACACAACCUGUAUAUAUUAGAAUCUUAUGUUUUUCACCACAGACAACUGGUUGGGGUGCCUACCUAUGUUUUGUAAGCAGAAGAUAAUGACUGUGCAACACCAUUGUAGUGGCAUAACUUUAAAAUCAAAGGGUAUAAGGUUGGAUAUAUUAAUUCUGCAGAUAUAAAGUCUUGCACUCCAUUAAGGGUGCUGUGUUUGUUCUUGAUAUUAUAAAUAAAUGCUCCUCACUUUUGAUUUUAGAUAAAAAGAUGUGUUAUAUUGGAAACAAGUACAGGCAUAUGGUGGAAUGAAAGAAAUGUCAAAGAAUAUUGACUAACGUGUUGUAACAAGAAGUUUAUCUCUCUGUCCAGGCCCUUACAAGACAGCAAAAGGUGAUAGGUAAAGGUGCUGUGUAUUCAGCAAUAAUUUAAAUGGCAUUAUGCUUAGAAACCUAAAUAUUAGAAUCCAUAAGUGAACUGGUUCUAUUGAAGAAAAUGGAAGUUUCACAUUGCAAAGAUGCGAAAAGCAUCUUUGCACGCAUAUGCACCUUGACAGAUUUUUAUGGGUAUGGUUAAAACAGAUAUGAAAGUAACAGGUUUAAGUAUGAUUAUUUAUAAUUAAAGCAUUUCAAAAUGUCAGUAUUGUUAUGACAUUGCAAGCUGUAAUGGAGAAAAGAUUUCCUUUUCAACUAAAUAGUCUCAGAAUCUAAUAUGUGCUUGUGGUGGGCUGACCCUGGCUGGAUGCCAGGUGCCCACCAAGCCGCUCUGUCACUCCCCUCCUCAGCAGGACAGGGAGGGCAGAAAAUAAGAUGGAAAAAACCUUAUGGGUCAAGAUAAAGGCAGUUUAAUAAAGCAAAAACAAAGGCUAUGCAGGAAAGCAAAGAAAAACAAGAGAUUUAUUCUCUACUUCCCAUCAGCAAGCAAUGUCCGGCCACUUCCUGGGAAGCAGGGCUUCAGUACAUGUAGCAGUUACUCUGGUAGACAAAUGUCAUAAUAACAAAUGCCCCCUCUCCUCCUCCUUUCUCUUAGCUUUUACUGCUGAGCAGACAUCAUACAAUAUGGAAUAUCCCUUUGGGCAGCUUCGGUCAGCUGUCCUGGCGAUGUCCCCUCCCAAGAUCUUGCCCACCCCCAGCCUACCAGUGAGGGGAGAAAUGUUGGAGAGACAGCCCUGGUGCUGUGCCAGCCCUGCUCAGCAGCAGCCAAAACCCUGGUGUGUUACCAACACCUUGCUGGCUGCCGAUAUACAGCACCGCACGGGGAGGGCUGCUGUGGGGACAAGUUACUCCAUCUCAGCCAGACCCAAUACAGCUCUCUACCCCUUAUUCCAUACCAUUUGCGUCAUGCUCAGCUCUCACAUAAUUUAAUACAUAUAUAUAUGUCUUCUAACCAUCCCAUUGUAUUUAAUUAUCAUUGCUGAAAUCUCUUCUUUCCAACACUUGCAACUUACACUACAUACCAUCUUUAUACCCAACACACCAAUUUAUACAUUCGCAUUAACUACUAUCCCCUCUCCUUUAACAGAUAGAUAUUACUCUUGCAUUCCAUGGGCUUCCUCCACUCCUCCAGAUGUUCAUAAAGAACAAACUAUGACCGAUAUGUCUAGAUGGGUGCUCAGGACAGAAGAAGUAGUACUUUCAAUUGUUGGGCACCAAUACCGGCUUGGUUUGGGUCAUCAUUGCACUCAUACGUUUUCUUACAAAACUCACUCUUCAUCGGUUCAGGUCGUUCCUGCUACAUUACUUCCUACAACAUACAAUUCACAUCACAGAUUAUUCUUCCUCCAAGGUUAAAUCUCCUUGAGGCACACACUGGGUCCCCCCAUCCUUCCGUAUUACCCACCAAGUACACCCAGAUCCUUGAGCAAAGACAAUCCCACAAAUGGCUUUGCCUUUUCCCAUGGGAGGAGCAAUGCACACUGCCUUCACCAGCCACUCCUCAGUGUGCAUUAUGGGGACCUUAUCUCCUCCCACAGUAUGUAGGGUUUUGUUUGGGCAGGACCAGGAUGGUUAGCAGAUCCUCUGGUGUUAAUCAACCAAGUGGCUUCUGCUAAAUUUGUAUCCCAGUGCUUCCAUGCCCCAUUACUCAAUGCGGUCAACAUACUCUUUAAUAAAGAGUCCAUUAUAUCUCUCAGUCUUUCCAGAGGCUUGUGGUUGAUAUAGGAUGUGAUACACUCACUCAAUCCUGUGUUUCUUUGCCCAGGAGUUUAUGAGGUUAUUUCAAAAAUGAGUGCCAUGGUCUGAUUCAAUUAUUUCUGGGGUAAUAUGUUACCACAAAAUUUGCCUUUCAAGGCCUAAGAUGGUGGUUUGGGCAGUGGCAUGGUUUACAGGGUAUGUUCCCAGCCAACCUGUAGUUGUUUCCACCAUGGUGAGUAUGUAGUGCUUGCCUUGGCAUGUUCGUGGCAGUGGUCCAAUAUAGCCAAUUUACCAGGCCUCGCCAUAUCAAAAACCAGCCACCACCCUCUAUUCCAGGUAGAUUUUACUCAUGUGGCUUGCCUGAUUGCAGCACAUGUUUCACAUUCAUGUGUGAUGGUCUCCAUCAUCAGGUCCACCCCUCGAUCACAAGCCCAUCUGUAUGUUGCAUCUCUCCCUAGAUGUCCCAAUGUUUCAUGGGCCCAUCAAGCUAUGAAUAACUCACCCUUAUGCUCCCAGUCCAAGUCAACCUGGGCUACUUCAAUUUUGGCAGCCUUGUCUACCUGUUCAUUGUUUUGAUGUUCUUCAGUGGUGCAGAUUUUGGGCACGUGAGUAUCUACAUGAUGUAACUUUAAAGCCAUGUUUUCUACCCUGGCAGCAAUGUCCUGCCACAACACAGCAGCCCAGAUGGGUUUACCCCUGCACUGCCAAUUGAUCUUCUUCCACUGCUGUAGCCACCCCCACAGGGCAUUAGCCACCAUCCAGGAGUCAGUGUAGAGAUAGAGUACUGGCCACUUAUUCUCAUUCAGAAAUCUCUAGGGCUAGUUGAAUAGCUUUCACUUCUGUAAACUGACUUCACUCACCUUUUCCUUCAGUGGCCUCAAUGGGUGGGACUCCACACAGAAGCUUUCCACUUUUGAUGGUUUCCUACCACAGAACAAGAUCCAUCAGUAAACAAAGCACAAUGCCUUUCAUCUUCUGAUAACCUACAUAUGGUGGUGCCGCUUGAGCACGAGCUACCUCCUCAGGCAGUGCUCCAAAAUCUCUGCCUUCUGGCCAGUCCAUGAUCUUCCAGGAUUCCUGGGCAGUUGGGUUUCCCCAGACAAGCAAAUCGCAUGACCAACGCUACUCUCUUACUCCAUUUAGCGCUGGUUGCCUGAUGUGUAAAGGGGAUUUCAGGGGCAUCACCCUUUUACAGUGCAGUUUGAAUUACUUCAUGACAAAUGGUAGGGCUGUGCUUUCACCCCUGGAGCAGUCAAUUCCAGUUGUAAUGGUCAACCCUCCAAGUGAAAGCAAACUGUGGCCUGCACUCUUCUGCCAAAAGAAUUGAGAAAAACUCAUUGGCAAUGUCACUUGUGGCGUACCACUUGGCUGCCUUCAACUCCAGUUCAUACUGGAGCUCUAAUAUGUCUCGUACAGUAGCACUCAGUGGUGGUGUCACUUCAUUCAGGCCAUGAUAGUCUCUCUGUUCCUGUUUCUGGUCAGAGUAUUCACUGACUGACCCUCACAGUUCCAGACCAAAAGUCCCCUCACCAGGAUCAAGUGAGGUGAUUUUAGUUCUUCUAAGUCUGGGAAAUCGUUCAUUGCCUUCUUGUGUCUCUACAGCAACUAUGCUUACCCUUCUUGGGUGAUCCCUUCUUAACAGCUGUCUUCCCUCUCAGUUUGCAUACAUGGGUGUCCACCUUAAAGGUGGGUUCACCAUCCCACUUCCUCAUGUCCUCCCCCGGUCAUGCAGGAAGAACCAGAGUGCGCUAUGUGGCAUGCACCUGGGGCUCCCUUUCCCUCUGACUCGGGCAGAAGACUGCUGAUUUCUUGGGGUGACCCUGACAGCCAAGGUGCUGGCCCAUAGGGGCGAGGAGGUACAGAUAUUUUCUUUGACGUUUUGGAGCCAAGACACUGUCUCCACAGUUGAUGUAUCCAUAUCCAGGCAACACAAGCUGUUAGAAUAUAAUGCUGGGGCACUUUGAAUCACCUUCCUCCACAUGACCCGUGUGCACAGGACAUCCUCUGGAUCUUUGGAGACCUCAUCAACACUUAGAUCACUGUAGAUGACUUCCAGCACUGCUACUUCUCUCAUGAACUGGGCUCCUUCAUCUGUGGUAGUCCACUUUCCUGGGGACUUCACAAGAUCUUCCCUGAAUGGAUAUCUUGCCCUCACACUUGAGAGGAGACAUCUUCAGAGACUGCAAAUUGCUGCCUCCUUUCCAAUUCUUCUCUCAAUUCCCCGGUUUUUACCCAGGAAUUCCAGCCUUUGGGCUUCCCUACCUUCCAAUUGCUGACUGUCGGCCCUGUUACCUCAGCAUCAGAGCAGCCAGGCAGUGAUCUGCUCAGCUGGCUGUCAGCUGUAAUCUUUCCACAUGUCUCACAGUUCUGAUGAGGUCAGGGACUGGGUAGUUUCUGCUUCCUGUCUGAAUUCUCUCACUCCUUCCUCCAAUUCUUUGUCAAAGGACUGGCUUGUUGAUCAAACCUUCCCUCUUCCCCCUCCCUUACUAAUCAAUGACACAGACCUGUUGUUUUCCUUGUCCACUAUUUCUUUUUCACUACUGAGGCAAUUACUGUAGUUGUUGUUGUUUGGGCCCUUAUCUCAACCAUGGUGUCCUCAGAUGCAGUUUGUGUCCCUGCCUCAACCACAGUCCUCUGAGAGAACUGAACUGCGGCUCGAUAGGCACAGGCCAGGCCCCAGUGCAGUGCUAGAAGCUGCUGGUUUUCACUGGGGCAGGCAAGGCACCCUUCUAUCAGGUGGCUUGUCAGUUUGCCAGGGUUGCUUACCUGUUCAGGUGUGAAGUCCCAGGUUAUGGGAGGUGAUAACCAUCCUAGGAACCUGACCAAAUUCUUCCACACACCCUGCCACCCAGGGACUGGGCACCUCAGGGCACAUUUGAGUAUCGCCUCACCCAAAAAUUUUCUUAACACCGGGAUGAGACCAGAUUGCACAAACACCAUAAUAUGCUAACAGUGUUAAUUACUAGUAUUAAACAGCUCACGUAAGGGUGAACAAGGACCUUGGGAGCCUGCAUAAUAAAACCAUCCACAUCAAUCCCAGGUAGGAAGAGAGAGAUGUAUUCCCUCAUCCUCUCCACAAGAUAGCUCCCCCAGCACAGCAAUAACAUCAAUGCCAGGGCAAAUCACAGAGCCAUUAUUUGUACUAAUAUGUUCCAAGCUCAGCAAAAUAGAGAGAUAAGCAGUGCAGCCAAACAAGCUCCAUGACCCGCACAGGAGCUUGCCAUUUAAUAACUACUAUAGCUGCAGCUUAAUACAAAACCCCACAUUGGGCACCAGAAAGGACUGUGGCAGUUCGAUCUUGGCUGGAUGCCAGGUGCCCACCAAGCCGCUCUGUCACUCCCCUCCUCAGCAGGACAGGGAGAGCAGGAAAUAAGAUGGAAAAAAACCACAACUGUGAGACAAGAUAAAGGCAGUUUAAUACAGCAAAAGCAAAAUGCCAUGCGCAGAAGCAGAACAAAACCAAAAGAUUACUCUCUACUUCCCGUCAGCAGGUGAUGUCUGGCCACUUCCCAAGAAGUAGGGCUUCAGUAUGUGUAGUGGUUGGUCCUGAAGACAAAUGUAAAAAUGAAUGCCCCCACUUUCUCCCCCUCUCAGCUUCUUAUUGCUGAGCAGACGUCAUACGGUAUGGGAUAGCCCUUUGGUCAGUUUGGGUCAGCUGUCCAGGCUGUGUCCCCUCCCAAGAUCUUGCCCACCCCCAGGGUACAGGUGAGGGGAAGAAACGUUGGAGAGACAGCCCUGGUGCUGUGCCAGCCCUGCUCAGCAGCAGCCAAAACCCUGGUGUGUUACCAACACCUUGCUGGCUGCCGAUACACAGCACCGCACGGGGAGGGCUGCUGUGGGGACAAGUCACUCCAUCUCAGCCAGACCCAAUACAGCUCUCUCAGAUGAGGGAGUUGAUCUUUUUUAAGUCUCACACUGAAAGUUAUGAAGAAUGGGUUCAUUGUUUUUUUUCCUUAAGUACAGAAAUCCUCAUGAGGUUAAAUAGAUUUACCACAUUCCCAUAUGAUCCUGGGAUUGUCAAGUGAAUGGAUAUAUUUUAGAGUAGAUUUUUUCCUGUAAUAAUAUUUGACAUUAAGAAGUUAAUCCUCCUUUUUAAUAUAGGCUAUACGUUGUUUUCAAUCUUUUUUUUUUUUUAAAUUGUAUGAUAGCAAGAAUGCAAUGGGCAUAGAAUAUAGCACAAAAUUAGUCAGCUCUCUUGGCAAUUCCAUAUUAGUAACAAAAGAUUACAGUCAAGCCUAUUCUCAGCACUGCUCCUAUAGCUAGUACUGAUUUAAUACAGUUACAAGGAAAAAUAGACAAUACAGAAAAAAAAGUAUUAUGACUUCCUAGAAAGUAUGACACAUGUUCACCUUUUAUUUCUUUUUUCCUCUUUGAAAAAUAUCAUUGCAGAAAAAGAGAGAAGUUUCUGAAACCUAAUAAAAAGGAAAAGAAAAAUAACAUAGUAAAUCAACAAAAAUUAAACAAAAAAGAUUCUGUAAUCUUUAAAAAUAUUGGGAGAAUUUAGCAGACAUUUAAACACAUAACAAUGGGUCGUGUCGAGUGCAAAACAGGUUCCCUGAGCAUGCAGCUUCUUUUGACUUUGUCAGGAGCUGUGAACAAGUAGCUCUGUAACAAUGGACUCAGGAGUGCUCAUUUGCCCCUAACCUGGCUGGAAGAACCAAGUACCAGUCCAGCUAACGUGCAUUAUGCAAUACAGGUGCUUAAAAAAAAUUGUAUUUUGCACAAUACAUCACGAUUGUUAUCAUGCAACUUUGUAGAACUUACUGCAACCUAAUAUUGCUAAAAAUAUGAUUUAGAAUAUUUCACAGCUGAUCAAAUUCUGGGUAAUAAAAGCAACAUCUGCAUUUAUAAUGCAUAAAAAUACAUAAGUGUUCAGCCUUUAUGCUUCUAAUUAUAAAAUGAUCUGACAGAAUUCUGUGGGAAAGUUCCUGCUAUUGUUGGGUAAAUUAUGGAAAUUUAAAAGAAAAUAAUAAAUGUCUGCUUCAGACAGUUUUUUUCAGAGAAAAAAAUGUUAUUAACAGAGAAUAAUUUUAAUACAUAUAAAUAUUCCCAACAUACAUUUCUCUCUUCAAAUACAUAUGUAGACAUCAACAUGAAUGAAGAAAGGUAUUAAAAAAAGAAAAAAUUAAAGAUACUGUGCAUUUGUUUGACUAUAUCUUAGUAUGAUAAGCUAUUGAUCAUUUAAAUCAUGUUAUAAAACUUACAGGUUAAUGCUAUAAGUGAUUUAUUUAGUGUAACAGCCUAAUUAAAUAAACUUUUAAGAAAGGUGUUAAAUAUCCUUUAGAAUCAUCACGAUACUUUUUUUCUAAAACUACAAAAUUCUCUUUUUAAGUAAGCAUAAGGUUAGAGAACUACGUCGGCCACUGCUAGUAACUCUUAUUAGCUAUUUUAUCUAAUUAUUCUGCCUAACAAUGUGGGUAGUGUGGAAGUAAUAAACAUAUUAUUCUUUUGAAACUUGCCUUAGAUAACUUUGUACAUUUCCCGUGGUAUCUGUAGCUUGAACGUUAUAUCCUAAGUUAUAUGUAGCGAUAUAUAACUGCAGGACUAUAGCACGGAUAGUAAGGUAAAUCUACACCUUUAUAAGUCAAGCCUAAUUAAGGUCAAGAAACUAGUCAGAGCAGUGGCACAGUCCCGUGGUAUGGUGGCAGCCUGCUCCAGUAGUCUCUGAGCUCCCACAGGCGAGGCUGUCACGAUGAUGAUGAUGAGGCUGUCUCGAUGAUGAUGAGGCUCUCGUAUUUUAAAGGAAGCAUUGGCAAACCUAUCGCGUAGAUGCUCAUCUUCUUCUCAUCGCUCUUAAUGCCUUUUACUCUUAGAAAAGAACAAAAGAAAAAAAAAUAUUUAUGGGCAAAAGCAGAAACAAGGACACCCACUGGAGGAGUGCCCAACAGAGCCCUGCAGGGUCUUCUUAGUCCUUGAAAUAUGGGUCGUUUCUGUACAGGAGCCCAGUUCAGGGGGAAGGCUGGAAAGGGUGGAGGAGAGGGAGUGUGUGUCUGACACCGGCUGGGGGAGAACUGGGCCAGAGUCUUCCAUUCUCUGGCUGACUUGGCAGGUAGGAUGCUGGAUGAACUGACUGUGGUAGCAGAAACAGCCCGCAUUUCAUGUGACAGCGAAAAGUCCAGUAUAGCUUCAUGUUUUGAAGACCACUGUGGGCCUUUAGGUGUAAUCCUUCGCACUGGAUGUCAAAGGGACGGUGGCAACCCUGAGCCCACACAUACCCUGACACCACAUCCCAGCGAGGCAUGGAAAUGGAGGCGCCUCUCAUGCUCUAGCCCAAACCAGUUCCCCAGAAAUGUCUGAGGGCUGGAAAUGUCUUUUGAGUUUCCUUACUUCCACCUUAAAUGGUACAGUCUGAGAACUGAUUUCUACUCCUGAGGCGCAUAGUCUAAAAGAGCAUUUUAGCACCUAUCUUGUAGAGAGACAGGGCUGGUUUUGGAACUAACCCUUAGUGUCAGACUUACAAAGCCAUUUAGAGGAUUAACUCCUAUUGAGCAUCUAGGCUUUAAAGGAAAUAAGUUUUCUUUCACUUGCACUGAGGAGUACUUACAGAGGCAGGGUUUCAGCUACUGUAAAUAAAUAUCAUUGAUUUGAAACUUCACAUAGGUCAAUAACAUAGAAGGUUUAGAGGAGCAUGAUGCAGAUAAGAUUUAAAAAUAAAUUUAAAACAAGUCAGAUCACUGGUUCCCAAGUAUCUUUAUGAUUAAAAAAAAAUGACUACCACCUCUUAAAAAAAAACAAAACAAAACAAAAAAACCACAACAAACAAACUAGAAAUGAAUCUGAUAGUGAGAUCAGUCCUCUGAAAUCUUGUCUUUUUCUGAAAUAAGGUUUCUUAUUUGGAUCUCCCAGGAGUAAGCUAGCAUCCACCUGUCAUCAGACUAACAAAUGCUGGUAGCACCUGUACUUUAACUAUCUGCCUGCUUUGUUGCCUUGGUCCUCUCAUCCUGUCCCCUAGUCCUGGGAUAAGAUCUGGAAAGGAGGUAGGUGGUUAAGUUGCACAGCACAGUUAGAACAAGCUGUUUCUGAGUGUUCUUGAAAAAAUUUAGGUGCCUAACAGAAAAGGUACCUGGGAAUUUAGGGCAGGUGGAGGUCAGAAAGAGGGUUAAGUGCUGGACUACCUUGCCUAACAUGGGGGUUUGGAGGAGUCCAUCUUCUCGUGUUCUUUGGUGGGUCAAGCCCCUAAAGCAGGCUGUUUCCUCACAGAAACUUUGUUUUACCCCAAGAUGCACAGCCAAGGGAGAGCAGAAGACAAGCAGAAUGAGCUGUAUCAUGAACGAAUUAUAGAGUGAGAGAAGCUCUUCAAGCUAAAGGAACAUUUUUGAGAUGAACAAAGAAAGUAACAGGAGAUAAAGUAGGUUACUGCUCUUUCACCCUCUUUCAUAGACUGUGAGUUUAGUAUUCACCCUGUUGACCCAAACUCUGGUGACGGCCUCUCCUACAUUCAGAAGUCUCAGCAAAGACUGAUUGCAAAUAUUUUUUUCUCUGAUUUCUUUUUUAAAAGACAUGAGAGUGUACUCCCGUUAAAGACUUAGUAGUACUAUUAAUCACGGAAUUUUCCUUUGAACGUGGGACUUAAACAUCUAAAUUUUUCACCCAGCAUAAAAGAUGAAUGUUAUUAUUAUGGAAGAGAAAUCUGGUUUUACUUUUCUUAAAAUCUCAUAGAUUCAUUUUCCAGUUACACAGAAGCUAGUUACCCAGUGAUUCAAGACGCAUGUUUUUUAAUGAAAACUUGCUUUAUUAUAUUUAUUUCCUUUCAGUAAAUUUUCUAUGGCCUUGAAACAACAACAACAACAACAACAACAACAAAUCUUAAAGUUUAGAUAGUAUGCUGAGCUGGUUGCUAUCCAUAGUUGUGUCACGUUCCUUGAUUAUUUUUUUUUCUCUCUCUUAACUAUUUGGGCAAGAGGUACAGCAUGAAAUAGCACAGUAAUUGUUCAACAUAAAACUUCCAAAUUACAGUUGAUGAAGUUCACUCAAAAGGAACUAAAAGUUCCCAAAAGAAGGUGGCAAAUCUAUGGAUAAUAUUGAAAAUAAUCAGCAAUAAACAAUACUUUGUACUAUUUUACACUGGAAAGUUUAUUUACAUAAUCCAAACUCUGUUACAGCAAACAGGCUCUUACUGGGUCCCAUCCUGACAGACUCAUAAAAUAUUUAAAGAGUUUUAAUAUUACAUUUCAAAUCACACUUUUGGAAGUUUCUCUUGUGUGUAGCUCACUAGUUUUUAAGGCAAUGAGAAUGCUGAUAAGUUUUGGGUUGUUUUCUUUUUAGAUUUAAUUUGUAUCAGUCUCAUGUUCAGCUGCUGUUCACUGAUAUUACCAUGGUACAAAAAUGAAGCUGUUGUUUUGGGUUUGUUUGAAAAAAUAAUAUAUUGUUCUUAGUAUGCUAUAUGUGAUGUGAUUUUCCCUGUGGACUAUCCUGGUAGAAGUAAUAUGUCUAUGGAAUUUGAAUUAAAACAGAUUAAAUACUUGCAAAGAUGUGCAUUACAGAUAUUUUUUUUCUUCCUCAAAUCCCCAAAAUAAGCAAUUAUUUUGAAAAGACAAGCUAAAAGUACCAAGGGAGGCAAGAAAUAAGGGCAUUACCAGAAAUAAUCAAAACGAUCUAGUACUCCAGGUACUUAACCUCAAACUCUCCCCCUUUUUUACCCUCAGUAAAGUAGGCAUAUAUUUUAACUGUCUCUACAAGCAGUGAAACAAUACCAACUUCUUGGCUUAUGGAUAUUUCUGUAUCAGGGUUCCAAUUGAGAACUUCAGUGUAAUCAAAUUCAUUACAUUAUUGUUUUGGCAUUUUAAUAUAAAUGGGGUCAUCAAAGAAACGACCCGAUACUACGGGGUUUUAUUUGUAAUGCUGUGCACAACUUGGAAUUGUUUGCUAUGACAUUUGAUAACUCAGGAAAUAAGCCAACUUAUUAAUAGUACAGUUCUGUGUAUCCUCAUCAACUUCACAUGCAAACAUCUAUA
Grus americana (Whooping crane) is the source of this 17052-nucleotide messenger RNA. RefSeq names its product docking protein 6 (gene DOK6). NCBI's taxonomy places the organism in Eukaryota, Metazoa, Chordata, Aves, Gruiformes, Gruidae. The coding region runs from base 157 to 1152 and encodes 331 amino acids. The transcript has 8 exons. Gene Ontology annotation, biological process: positive regulation of MAPK cascade; cell surface receptor protein tyrosine kinase signaling pathway. Gene Ontology annotation, cellular component: cytoplasm. The record is from RefSeq and is a predicted model, not a curated record.